AUGGAGUAUAGUAUGUGGACUUGCUCUGGAAGUGCUGAGGAUGAAGACCUGCUUGCAAAUUUAGAGUCAUUGUGGAAUCAGCUGAAGAGAACUGAAAAAAACCUACAAACUGUAGAGGAAGAGCUUUCCAGCACUACUGCAAGUGAACAUCACGGCCGCUGCUUCGAUGAGGCUGCAGAUUUCACUCUGGAGGACCUUGCUCAGCCUGAUUGCAACUGUCUGGGCUUUUCCAGCUGCAAGAAGAAUGCUGAUAAAACAUCUGGCCAGGAUUUUCAAGGACAAUCUGAAUCUUACCCAGUUUUCACAACUUCUGAUAAAACUGUGGAAGAAAAUGAACAUCUUAAGGAGAAGCUGAAUGCCCUUCAUGAGCAAAAUGUAUCUUUGACUUCUCAGAACAACUACCUAAAGAACAGAGUGGAAACAAUGAACUUUGAACUGAUGGAGUCAAAAACAAGAAUUUCUUAUCUUGAAACGACUUUAGGUACACGUCUAGUCAAGAUUCCGAAGCUGAGAGAACAAAUUAUAAACUUGGAAGCGGAAGUAUCAGCUCAAGAUAAAGUUCUGAGAGAUGCAGAAGAUAAACUGGACCAAAGCCGGAGAAGAGGAAUGGAAAGAGAAGACAUGUUGCGAAGAUAUAGAAAGGACUAUAAAAAUCUGAAAAUUGAGUUAGUUGAACGAACCAAGCAAGGAAAGAGGGUAGAACAGCAAAGAAAUGAAGCUUUGUUGAACAUGGAGGAUCUAACAAGAGCUUUCAAAAAGUAUAAAGAGAAAACAACUGAAAAAUUGGAGAAGGUUAAAGCUGAAGAAGUAGUCUUGGGAAAACGAUUAACUGAUUGUGAAAGAGAAAAAGAGAAGCUAAAUGAAAAGUGUGUCAGCUACAGAAAAGAUCUAGACAUCCUAGAAGAGCAAUUAAGGCAAUUAAAGGAAGAGAAUCGUAGCACAAAAGAAGAAAUUAAGACUCUGGAGGCAAAGAACACUGAAACGGUAUCAAUGCUGGCUCGGUCUGAUCAGAAAAUCAUUGAGCUUGAGAGUGAAAUUGCUGAAAAAGAAAUAGUACUUAAAGAAAAAAGUGCUCUAAUAAGUGAAAAUGCAGAGCUGAGAGCACUUAAUGCACAGCAACAUAACCACUUGAAAUUGUGCCAGCAAGAAAUUGAAGAUUCAAAGGAAGAGCUUAACAUAUUAGAAACCAUUAUUUCACAGUUGUCUCAAAGUACAUCUGCAGAGUUUAAAUGGCACCAUGUGAAACACCAACUAUCCAGCUCCUCAAUGAAAGAAGCUCUCUUUGAAUCUUGUUGUGAAUCAAAUAAACCUUUGACUGCAGACCUAAGCAUUAAACUGGCAAUGAAAGAAGCAGAAGUUCUAAAGCCUCAUGCAAACAUAACUACUUGUACUGGAGCUGAGCACUUUUGUGAAAUUAAUGAAGGACAAGAAAAUAUCAGGUCAUGUGGUCUGGAAACAGAGCCUGUCAAAUUGAUCAGAAGUCAAGGAGAGAGGAGAAAAUGUCAACAGAUGGAACUUAUCAGCAAACAAUUUGAAAAGGAGAGGCAAAGAUUCCAGAAAGAGAUAGAAGAGUUACGCACUAAACUGACAGAAGCAGAUGAUGAGAAUUCUACUUUGAAGACCAGUAUGGCUCAGAGAGCCAGUCAGUUUCAAAUCAUACAGGAAGACCUAUUGAAGAAGGUUUCAAACACUAGUAGCUUAGAGAGAGAAGUAACACAGAAAUCUUCUCAAAUUUCCACACUUGAGAAACAGUUGAAGGAAAAGACUACUGCUUUUUCUGCUGCCACAGCAAGAAACACUGAGUUGGAACAGGAACUCAUGGGAAAAAAUAGACUCAUUCAUGAGCUGCAAACAACUCUCAGUGAAGAACAUGAGCAAUUAACUUCUGCUUUUGAAAAAUCAAAGUUGGUUCACUUUGAGCAGCAGAAAGAGAUGGAGAAACAGAUUGAACUACUUGAGACUCAGCUGGAGAAGCAGCAUCAAAAAUGCACUGAACAAGAGAAAAUAAUAUCUAUUUUGCAACAAGAUAUUAUACAUAAACAGCAUCACAUUGAAUCAUUGGAUGAGCUGCUGAUAGAAAGCAGAGAGGAAAUCGAAAAUGAAAAUGUCAAGAAACAUCAAGGAUUGAAGAUGCUGAAAAGUCAGUUAACAGCAGAAACAAACAAAGUGAGACAACUUGAGUCAGCACUAGAUGUAUGUAAGAAAGAAGUUGCACUGUAUUUGAGUCAAUCACAAGAAAAUAAGGAGAUAUUUGAAAAUCAGCUCAAAAAAAAGUCUGAAGAGGUUUGCUAUUUACAGAAAGAAAUAAAACUAAAAGAUCAGAAUAUUCAGGACACAAGGGAACAAAAUAUUCUCUUACAAGAAGCUUUGCAUCAUCAGCAGCAAAUGUUACAGCAAGAAACUAUUAGAAAUGGAGAGCUGGAAGAUAAUCAGAUGAAACUUGAAAAACAGGUGUCCAGUUUGGAACAAGAGCUUCAGAAGCAGAAGGCAUAUGCAGAAGAUGAGUUGAGAAAAGUGGAAGAGAAACUCUGCUUAGCUGCUCAGGAAGCAGAUGUAAACAGGCAGAAGGUGGAUGAACUUAAUAGAGCAAUCAGACAAAAUAAAUUGGAAAUGGAUAAGUGUAAGAAUGAACUUACUGGUAUGGAAAAAGAAGUAGUGCAGUUAAAACAAGAUAGUGAAAACAAAGCAAUGCAGAUAAACCAGUUGGGUAUUACUUUGGAAGAAGCACGAUCAGAGCUCAAUGAAAAGGAGAACAAGGUCAAUGAUUUAGAAGAUAAGCUGCUUCAGAGUGAGACUUGCCACAGGGAAGCAUUACAGAAAAUAGCAGAACUGGAAUCUGCAUUACAGAAUGCCCAUGGGGAAUUAAAAAUUGCUUUAACACAGCUUCAGGAAUUGCAAGUUACAUUACAGAAUGCAGAGUCCUCUCUGGAGGAAAAGGAUGUUGCUAUCAUGGAUCUAACAACUGAGCUUAGGUAUUGCAAGGGAGAAAUUGAAGACAAAAGCGAAGAACUUCGUGCCAUGGACCAAGCACUGAAAGAAAGGAACUGGGAACUGAAACAAAGGGCAGCUCAGAUUACACAGUUGGAUAUGACAGUUCGUCAACAUAGGGGAGAGAUGGAACAACAAAUAAUUCAUUUAGAGUGUAAUAUAGAGAAAUCAGAGCUUGAAAUUAAGGAAUGCCAUAAGCAGAUUGAGAGCUUAGAAAAGAAACUCCAGCAUUCUAAAGAUGAGCUUCGUGAAAAAGAGUUUGAGUUGCUUCAGAGAGAUCAAGAAAUAAAUCAGCUGAAGAAAAAAGUUGAAAGAAAACAGAGCCUAGAAGCUCUUGAAAAGAUAAAAAUGCAAUCUGAGAUAAACAGGCUUCCUGCAUAAGUAAGUUUAUUCAAAGAUGCUUGCCAGCUGGAGGUAAAUGCCAAAACUGGAAUGGCUCCUGCCAUUUUGAUUAUGCUGCAAUUGAUUCCUCCUGAAGAAUAA
Molecule: messenger RNA, 3471 nt
Organism: Chaetura pelagica (chimney swift)
Lineage: Eukaryota; Metazoa; Chordata; Aves; Apodiformes; Apodidae
Gene: CCDC18
Product: coiled-coil domain containing 18
Source: RefSeq, a predicted model, not a curated record